Nerophis lumbriciformis (worm pipefish) is the source of this 3083-nucleotide messenger RNA. RefSeq names its product regulator of G-protein signaling 9-binding protein. NCBI's taxonomy places the organism in Eukaryota, Metazoa, Chordata, Actinopteri, Syngnathiformes, Syngnathidae. The record is from RefSeq and is a predicted model, not a curated record.
AGCAGAGAAGGCGCUUUAAGGACAAUUAAGCAACACCCGGCGGAUGCACGACAAAAGACGAGUAGGGAUGGACCUCUUUUUUCUCUCUUUAACGUUCUCAUGUUCUCCGUUUAUUAUUUUUUGACUUUUUUUUUUUUUUUUUGGCUUCACCACCUGUAGCUGAGUGAGGAUAUUCCUUUGCGAUAUAUAAAAUCCAAAAAAAAAACCAUCGUUGCGUAAAAGGAGAAAGGGGCUAAGCAUGGCGAGGAAGGAAUUUGUACUCACAUAGCAGACAAGCCGUCUGUCGGGGAGCUCGCCAUUUCUCUCUCGUCGGUCAUAUUCCUGUGGAGGAAGAAGAGGAAGAGGCGGCCAUGGGCAAGGAGGAGUGUAAAACUAUGCUCGACGCGCUGAACAAAGUGACGGCCUGCUACCGGCACCUGGUCGUGGCGCUGGGCAGCACUUCGGACUCGCAGAACUUGCGGGAGGAGCUGAAGAGGACCCGCAAGAAGGCGCAGGAGCUGGCCGCGGCCAACCGGACUAAGCUCACCUCCCUGCUGAAGGACAAGAGCCUCAGCAAGGAGGACCGCGCCGAGUACGAGCGCCUGUGGGUGCUCUUCUCCAGCAGCAUGGACCUGCUGGAGGUGGACAUGAAGCGCUCCCUGGAGAUAGGCCAGGACUUCCCGCUCAAAGUGCCCACGCGGCACCUCAUCCAGACGGGCAUGACGGGCAGCACCGGCACGGUGGCGGCGCGCGCCAUGAGCGUGCAGAACAUGAAGUACGAGGCCGACAGCAACAUCGACACCGCCGACCUGCGCGACUUACAGGCGGAGAUCUGCCAGGUCAGCCAGAUGAUGGAGGAGAUGGAGAUGAAGGUGCAGGUGGCGCCGUGGGCCGUGGAAGCCAAGCAGGAGGCGGGCGCCGAGCUCAAGUCCAACAUGAGUGUGGGAAAUUCCUCCGUGGGCGUCAUCUCCAUCUGCGAGGAGGAACCCAAGGAUGAGGACGGGGGAGGUGGCAGGGACGCCGGCUUUGCGUCCAUCUGCGCCGUGGUGGUGUUCUUUGUCAUUGUCACCGUGGCCGUGGUCCUGGGAUAUCUGGUCAUCAACAUGUCCUGAAAGAGUGGUAGGGUAGGUUACGUGAUCAGUGCUUCAAUGGUUCUCUCACACUCUCCAAGUACCACCAUAACGACCAGCAUUAAAGUAUGGUAGCGUAGUACGCCUAAGUAUUCAUUAAACACAAGGCGGAGGUUUUUAUUUAACAAGUAUAUGUUUGACCACUGUAACGUUACACACAGUUUGAACAGUAACACUGUGUUUGAAUGUAGGUAAAUAAAACACUGUACUUUAACCAAGUGAUUGUUUGACAUACCACUAGAACAGGGGUGUCAAACUCAUUUUAGAUCGGGGGGCCACAUGGGAGAAAAAUCUACUCCCAAGUGGGCCGGACUGGUAAAAUCACGGCAGGAUAACUUAAAAAUAACUUCAGAUUGUUUAAAAAUAGAACAAGCACAUUUUGAAAAUGUACAAAUCAUAAUGUUGUUAUUGUUUUUUUUUUUACACAUACAUGUUGCAGUUAAUAAUUUAUUUGUUAUUAUUUAUAUUAUGCGAUAAUGUUCAUCAGUCAACUCAUUGGUGUUCAUUUUCAAUCUAUCAAGAUUAUAUCAAAAUCAAAUUACAGGAUGUUAUUUACGUAGUUUGAUAAUUUUCCUCGACUGAUGCACUAACAUGUGGUUUAUUUUGUACAUAUGUAGCAUCAUCGACAAAGAUACAAAUAGUUUCUAUUGCGACAUCCAGUGGACACAUUUAGAACAGCAGUUUCUUUCAUUCAUAAAUUUCAGGUUAAUUUUUAUACUGAGCAAAUUCAUCCCGCGGGCCGGAUAAAACCUGUUCGCGGGCCUGAUCCGGCCCUCGGGCCGUACGUUUGACACCCCUGCACUAGAUGGAGCCGUACCACAGUUUGAGAAUCAAAAACUGCUCAAACUGGCUCACGCGCCCGCUUUCUGUUUACAUUUCAAUUGCAAAAGUGCACAAACAUUACAUUAAUCAGUAUUACUGUUUAUUAUGGCCACACUGAAAAGAAAAGUACUGGAGAUCGAUACAAAUAACAUUUUUGUAUUAUUAUGAAGAAAAAAACGAUGUGAGAAUAAGGUUGUAUUAAAGUCCCAACGAUAGUCACACACACUAGGUGUGGUGAAAUUACCCUCUGAAUUUGACCCAUCCCCUUGUUCCACGCCCUGGGAGGCGAGGGGAGCAGUGAGCAGCAGCGGUGGCCGCACUCAGGAAUCAUUUUGGUGAUUUAACCCCCAAUUCAAACACUUGAUGCUGAGUGCCAAGCAGGGAGGUAAUGGGUCCCAUUUUUAUAGUCUUUGGUAUGACUCUGCCGGGGUUUGAACUCACGACCUACCGAUCCCAGGGCGGACACUCUAACCACAAGGCCACUGAGCAACAUAAUAAAAUAAUAAAAGGUUGCGAGAAAAAACUUUAGAGUAGGAUAGAAGUCUUAUAAUGUUAUAAGUAGGGAUGUCCGAUAAUGGCUUUUUGCCGAUAUCCGAUAUUGUCCAACUCUUUAAUUACCGAUACCGAUAUCAACCGAUACCGAUAUAUACAGUCGUGGAAUUAACACAUUAUUAUGCCUAAUUUGGACAACCAGGUAUGGUGAAGAUAAGGUACUUUAAAAAAAAAUUUAUAAAAUAAAAUAAGAUAAAUAAAUAAAUAAAAAAUUAUUGAAUAAAAAAGAAAGUAAAACAAUAUAAAAACAGUUACAUAGAAACUAGUAAUUAAUGAAAAUGAGUAAAAUUAACUGUUAAAGGUUAGUACUAUUAGUGGACCAGCAGCACGCACAAUCAUGUGUGCUUACGGAUUGUAUCCCUUGCAGACUGUAUUGAUAUAUAUUGAUAUAUAAUGCAGGAACCAGAAUAUUAUUAACAGAAAGAAACAACCCUUUUUUGUGAAUGAGUGUAAAUGGGGGAGGGAGUCUUUUUGGGUUGGUGCACUAAUUGUAAGUGUAUCUUGUGUUUUUUAUGUUGAUUUAAUAAAAAAUAAAAAAAAGAUACCGAUAAUAAAAAAACGAUACCGAUAAUUUCCGAUAUUACAUUUUUAAAGCAUUUA